GCUACAACGGCCUGGGGCGACAACUUGGCCGCAGCAGCGGCCAUGCCACAGCAAGCAGCAUACCCCGCGAGCGACCCGUACGUCAACACGCCAGAUGAGCACUACAUGAUGGAGGAUUUCUUUGGCGACAGCGACACGGAGUCGGACGAAGAUCAGCAGGACCCAGAGUGUACGGACGAGGCAAUAGAGGCAUAUGCAUCGAGUCUCCUUCCCCCUGGAGUGCCGGCCAACAGGACGAAUAUCACGACGGUGUUGUACGAGACAUACCUCAACAUAAAGAAGCGUUAUAGAGCCUACACGAAGAAGACGACGAAGUUCAGACGGUUCAAUCGGCGAUACUACGGUCGGCGCUCAGGACAAGGCAAAGGAGGAUUUCGGCGACAAUUCGGCAAGCCAAGCCACUUCCCCGUCGAAGAGCAGCAUGACCCCACGUACUUCAAGGGUGGAAAGGGGAAGGGCAACAGCUUCCGUGGACACGGCAAGAACAGAAAGGACCCAGUCACAGGCGAAGUGAUGAAGUGCCACGAGUGCGGUAGCGACGAACACCUGCGGAGGAAUUGCCCCAAGCUUCAUCACCUGACGCAUGCGGCAGCGACGUACGCACCAAUCUUGGAAUGGUCUCAGAUCGUCGCAGACGGCAUGGGCUUCCCGACGGACAUCAACACGGACCACGUCACACACCAGGAGCGACAGCUGCGGGAACUGAUGACCAGGAGCUUCAAUCCCCAACAGCCUCAGCAGGCAGUCGCGGCAGAACAUCAACAUACAUCGAUCUUGCAUCAGCUUCGCAUCUUGGAUCAGACGGCGAACGACGGAGAACAGAUAUCAGCGAGAUUCUUCCCCUGGUGGAACCUGGACGUGGAGCUGGACGAGACCAGCAGUUUCAACGCGGCGAACUUGAACGACGAGCAGAUCUUCCUCCUCAAGACGAAGUUGCCAGGCGAAGGACGGGAAGGACUUCUAGUGGACACCGGCGCACACGACAAUCUGGUGGGCAACCUGUUCAUCAUGCGCGUCCUGAACAUCUUGAGCGAGCAAGGCAUGAUGGACAAGGUGAAGUGGCAAAAGCUUCCCAAGCCCAUCAACGUGUCAGGUGUCGGCAAGGAGAGCCAACUCGUCGAGUGGGCCAUCACGAUUCCUCUAAAGGUCAUCGCGAACGAUGUGAAGAGCGACACUACCUACACGGCCCCAGUCGUCGGCACCGAGGAGGAUCCAUCCACAAUACCAGCGUUGUGGGGCAUCAAGUCUAUGAGACAUCAGCGGGCAGUCAUCGACCUGGUCAAUAACGAGAUACAUUUAUGCGGGCCAGGCCGAGUAUAUAUUAACACACCUCAUGGUACUUCUACGUUGAAGAUCGAGAGCAGCAUGAGUGGACACCCGCUGGUACCAUGCACGGAGUUCGACAAGCACAAGAGGAAGGUCACCUUCAAGGCGGAGCCGCAGUACGCGACGGAGCACCAGAGCGACGUCGUG
This is a messenger RNA of Prorocentrum cordatum, 1473 nucleotides long. The record is from the annotation of a GenBank genome assembly. Lineage: Eukaryota; Dinophyceae; Prorocentrales; Prorocentraceae.